GGCUAUAGCUGCGGGUCGGGCCUCUGUGCCGCGCGGUGGGCAGGGCUCUUGCCGGUGUCCGGGCCGUGCGGCUCAGCGGGGAGCUCGGCAUGGUGGCUGGGCCUGGGGCGUGCCUCGCUUGCUGCCGUUGCCUGUCCUUGGUGCGGAGCGCCUCGCUAGCGCCUGACGUGAGGCUGCUGGGCAGGAUCUUUCUCCCGAUGGCAUCUUUUGGCUGGAAGAGAAAGAUCGGCGAGAAGGUCUCCAGAGCCACUUCCCAGCAGUUUGAAGCAGAGGCUGCGGAUGAGAAGGCUCCGGGUGGUGAUGAAGAUGAGGACUGGGUGCACGCUGCGAAGAGAAGGAAGGAAGUUCUCCUCGAAGACUGCGUAAAGAAGAGCAAACAGCUGAAAGACGAGGGGGCAAGUUUGGCUGAAAAUAGGAGUCUCAUAUCGGUGUGUUUGCUUAACAAGAAGUGAUGGGGAGAGAUGACUGAUUGCAUCUGAAAUUUCAGAGGGUAAAUAGAAUAUUGUGAGGUAAGUCGUACUGUAAAUAAUGCUUCAGCUGCUCAGGGAGCUCUGUCCUGUCCUGUAAAUGUAUCGUAAUCUCACUUUAAUGUUAGAGUAAGCGUGUUUAUACGUGCACAGUGUGUAUGUGACUAGGGAAAUAGUGCACAGCAAUUAAUGUGCUGUAAUUUGUCUAAUUCUUGUGGCAAGUGAGGUUCAAGUAGACACUCUGUGUGCUUCCUGAUAGUAUUAGUCGGGACUCAAACAGGAUUUUUUUGAAAGAGUAUUUCAUAAAUUGUUCCUGAUACACUUCAAGCAGGAUGUAACUUUGGAGUAGAGGAUGAACAGAAGCAGAAUGAGACACUAAAUUGUGUUUCAAAACUCCACAGUUUGCUUAGAUCUUCUCUAGAGGAGAGAAAAACACAGUUCUAAUAAUAGUUCCCUUAAAAACGUCAGGAUACUUGGUAUCUAAAUCUGAGUUCUGCAGUAGUUGUAUGGACAUCUGUUUAUUCACUGUUCCAGAUCAGCAGUGAUCUGGAAUUACUUCCUGACAGAAUUUCGUAAGAAGUCAGUAUGUAUUU
Messenger RNA from Meleagris gallopavo (turkey), 1060 nucleotides. The record is from RefSeq and is a predicted model, not a curated record. NCBI's taxonomy places the organism in Eukaryota, Metazoa, Chordata, Aves, Galliformes, Phasianidae.